This is a messenger RNA of Salvia miltiorrhiza (redroot sage), 1403 nucleotides long. Its product is annotated as RPM1-interacting protein 4-like. The coding region runs from base 237 to 1019 and encodes 260 amino acids. The transcript is spliced from 3 exons. The record is from RefSeq and is a predicted model, not a curated record. NCBI's taxonomy places the organism in Eukaryota, Viridiplantae, Streptophyta, Magnoliopsida, Lamiales, Lamiaceae.
GCCUUGAGAGGGAGAGAAUAGUCAACCAUGAGCUGUGGCACUCGGUCAACGGUUGAUCAACCUCUCACCUCUUCUUCUUAUUUAGACAUCAAUCUCUCUCUCUCUCUCUCUCUCUCUCUCUCUCUCAUUGAAGUUGGUGGGAGCUUUCAGCGUUACGUGCUAUUUCGUGUUUUGGGUUGAUAAGAAAGACACCAUUUUCUCCUCUGCUGCUUUCUGGGUUUUGAAGCUGAACAAAAAUGGCGAAGCAGCGGUCAAAUGUGCCAAAAUUUGGCAACUGGGAAAACGAACAAAAUGAUGUUCCUUACACGGUUUACUUCAACAAUGCAAGGAAAAAUAAGGGAGGAAAGAUGAUAAAUCCAAACGAUCCUCUAGAGAAUCCAGAGAUGUUUGCUCAUCUAGAACCUUCGCCUCUUGCUGCUGCCGCUCCUCCGACUCCUCCACAAAAACCGAGAGCCAGGCCAGAGGAGCCAAUCGGGAGAGGGGCCGUGAGGCCCGCCCCCGACCAAAGAGAUGGUGAUUUUAGGCAGAUCAAUUCUUCUUCUACUAGGAAUGAGCCAAAUUAUGGUGGUCGUGGUCGUGGCCAGAGGUCCGCUCGCUCUGCAAGGCCGCCUAGUGCAGGCUCGGAGUUGAGCUUUGAGCGUUCGCCUCUUCAUCCUCAGCCUCGCCCUCAAGCAAAUGCUGUGGCCCGAGCCACUGGAUCUCCGGCUUGGGAAGGUCCUAGAAGCCAUGAUAGUAGCCAUGGCACGCCUUCUAGGUCGCGUCUCAGGCCAGUUCGUCCGGAUGAAAGUCAUGAGAAAGGAGCGGCGGUUCCAAGAUUUGGUGAAUGGGACGAGAACGACCCUCAGUCAGCUGAAAACUUCACGCACAUAUUCAACAAAGUGAGGGAGGAUCGGAACAUGAGUGAGGCCGGGAAUGGCUCGACUACUCCGAAGCAUCCAUCCUACGCACCACAACGCUCCAACGAGCCUAAGGUUAGACCAACAUCAUCUAUCUAUCUAUCUAUCAGUUCAAACCUUUGAUUUGAUGUGCUGUUUUUGGUCUCAUCUCUUGCUGCUUUUCUUGUAGCAAUGCUGCUUUCCGUGGUGGUGAAAAGCCUCUUACUAGACCUAUCUCUCAACUCUUCACAAUAAAUGUGAUGUUCAUCAUCUAUGUGCUUUUUUGAGGGCUUGUUACUCAUUUCAUCCUACUCCACUUUGUACCAUCUUUUGGAAUAGAGAUUAGUUGUUUGUGUUAGAUAUGAUUCGUUUCUCUUCUUCUUUUUUUUGGGCCAAUGUAUUUCGAUUGUACAUCUUUCUUCAUAUUUUUUGUUCCCAUUUGCGAAUUGCGUUGUAGUUUUUUUCUUUUUCGAAUGCAUUGUUGUUCUCAUAAAUCAUUCUAGUUCAAAUGCAAUCAAUUCACUCGUA